Messenger RNA from Theileria parva strain Muguga, 867 nucleotides. RefSeq lists its product as uncharacterized. NCBI's taxonomy places the organism in Eukaryota, Apicomplexa, Aconoidasida, Piroplasmida, Theileriidae. The coding region runs from base 1 to 867 and encodes 288 amino acids. The transcript has 2 exons. The record is from RefSeq and is a predicted model, not a curated record.
AUGUUAGAAAUGAAAGUAUUGUUAAUUGUUAGUCUAUACUUAUUUUCCGUAAAUUGUGUAGUAUUACGUUUACCCCUUUUAAACGAAGAUUCAGAGGAUUUUAUAGUUAAAAAUAAAUCUCUACUAGGAGAUUGUAAUUUAAUUUCUUAUGAAAGUAAAGAUGAAAAUGAUUUUAUCGAUAAGGUAUAUUACCAUGAUGUGGAAAUAUAUCCCGCUGAAUCAUCUAUUCCAGGAGUGGCAUAUAAUCAACAAUUUGCAGAUUUGUUCGACCAAAUUUUUAGUCGAAAUCCUCCAGGUGAUGAAAAUGAGUUAUCUGAAGAACAACGAGAUGACAUUCUCAUUGAACCAGAACAUUAUCGUAAAUUUAGAAGAUUAGUAGUCGUUGCGAAAGUACGUAUAAUUAUGUUUAUAAGUGUUGUAAGCGUAAAAUGGGAAGGUCAACGGACAAUUAAAAAGGUUGAUAGAUUAUACGAAUAUGACGAUGAGGUGGUAGAUUUUAUUAUGGAAAAUCAAGAUCACUAUAUGAGAAUAAAAUAUGAAGAGAAUGUUUCAAAUAGUGCUAAAAUAAUCAGGAACAUUUUAACAAGAGAACCUGCAAAGGUAAAGAGCUAUGGUGAUCUGGAUGAAGUUGACGAUGAACCAUUUUUGCUGAAAGGAAAGUACAUAAAUGAGGAACAAAUUAGAAAAGAAGUAGAUGAAAUUUUGAAGAAUCCAGAUAUUGGUAAACCACAAACAAAAGAUACAGAUACUAAUAAAGCAGAUAUUAGUGAAGCAGAUCUGAGAGAGGCAGGUCCUAGUGGACUCUCAUCUAUGUUAAGAAGAAAACUAAAACUGAAUGAAAUUAGUGAAGAUUCUGAUUCAGAUUAA